Drosophila novamexicana is the source of this 263-nucleotide messenger RNA. RefSeq lists its product as uncharacterized. NCBI's taxonomy places the organism in Eukaryota, Metazoa, Arthropoda, Insecta, Diptera, Drosophilidae. The record is from RefSeq and is a predicted model, not a curated record. The transcript has 2 exons. Bases 1 to 213 code for a protein of 70 amino acids.
AUGUCGAAACUUUAUGCAAUUGUUUUGGUUUGGUUCGCCGCCGUUUGCCUAGUCCUGACCAAUGCAGCUCCAGCACAGCUACUGGACGCACAGACGGCCAUCAACAAGAUAAUAGACGCUUACAACAGUCGCUUUCCUGGACCGUCGCAGGUGUAUCCCUGGGAGGUGGCCACGCUCAUCGAUCCCAACACCUUUGUGCCCCGCCAAUUCUAAAAGUACCUGAGCGCAAGCCAAACCGUUGACCACCAUUUGCUGUGUUUUAU